Molecule: messenger RNA, 1173 nt
Organism: Mesoplodon densirostris (Blainville's beaked whale)
Lineage: Eukaryota; Metazoa; Chordata; Mammalia; Artiodactyla; Ziphiidae
Gene: SSTR2
Product: somatostatin receptor 2
Exons: 1
Coding region: 1-1110 (369 amino acids)
Biological process (GO): cellular response to estradiol stimulus; neuropeptide signaling pathway; cellular response to glucocorticoid stimulus
Cellular component (GO): neuron projection; membrane
Molecular function (GO): neuropeptide binding; somatostatin receptor activity
Source: RefSeq, a predicted model, not a curated record
AUGGAUCUGGCAUAUGAACUACUCAAUGGGACCCAACCUUGGCUUUCCUCUCCAUUCGACCUCAAUGGCUCCGUGGCUACAGCCAACAUUUCAAACCAAACAGAGCCAUACUAUGACCUGACCAGCAAUGCAGUCCUCACCUUCAUAUAUUUUGUGGUCUGCAUCAUUGGGUUGUGUGGCAACACACUUGUCAUUUAUGUCAUCCUCCGCUACGCCAAGAUGAAGACCAUCACCAACAUUUACAUCCUCAACCUGGCCAUCGCAGAUGAACUCUUCAUGCUGGGUCUGCCCUUCCUGGCCAUGCAGGUGGCUCUGGUCCACUGGCCCUUUGGCAAGGCCAUCUGCCGGGUGGUCAUGACUGUGGAUGGCAUCAAUCAGUUCACCAGCAUCUUCUGCUUGACAGUCAUGAGCAUUGACCGAUACCUGGCUGUGGUCCACCCCAUCAAGUCGGCCAAGUGGAGGAGACCCCGGACAGCCAAGAUGAUCAACGUGGCUGUGUGGGGGGUCUCUCUGCUGGUCAUCUUGCCUAUCAUGAUAUAUGCUGGCCUUCGGAGCAACCAAUGGGGGAGAAGCAGCUGCACCAUCAACUGGCCAGGCGAAUCUGGGGCAUGGUACACAGGCUUCAUCAUCUAUGCCUUCAUCUUGGGGUUCCUGGUGCCCCUCACCAUCAUCUGUCUUUGCUACCUGUUCAUUAUCAUCAAAGUGAAGUCCUCUGGAAUCCGAGUGGGUUCCUCCAAGAGGAAAAAGUCUGAGAAGAAGGUCACCCGGAUGGUGUCCAUUGUGGUGGCUGUCUUCAUUUUCUGCUGGCUCCCCUUCUACAUCUUCAAUGUCUCUUCGGUGUCUGUGGCCAUCAGUCCCACCCCAGCCCUUAAGGGCAUGUUUGACUUUGUGGUGGUCCUCACCUAUGCUAACAGCUGUGCCAACCCUAUCCUGUAUGCCUUCUUGUCUGACAACUUCAAGAAGAGCUUCCAGAAUGUCCUCUGCUUGGUCAAGGUGAGCGGCACAGACGACGGGGAACGAAGUGACAGUAAGCAGGACAAAUCCCGGCUGAAUGAGACCACGGAGACCCAGAGGACCCUCCUCAAUGGAGACCUCCAGACCAGUAUCUGAACUGCCUGAAAAAUCAAUCAAUCAAACGCCAAGCUCUGCCAACCGGCUGUGUGCUCCCCACCC